AUGUCUUCCUUCACCAUGAAGCGCUGGCCUCUGGUCACGACCCUCCUCAUCCUUCUCUUCGGCCUCGUCGCCUCCGCAACCCCAAACAACCCUAGUGACCUGAUCGCGAUCACUUCCGUUGAGCGUCGCGCUCAGGGCCUUGAAGCCCGCGCCCCCAAGAGAGGCGGUGGAGGUGGCAGCAGCGGCGGCGGUGAUGAUGACGACGACGACGAUGAUGAUGAUGAUGCGCCUAGCAACCAGGACUUCCAGACCUGCCCUAACGGCGGCACAACCUGCAGCGAAUGCUUCGGCCCCGGCUACGUCUCCUGCAUCACCCCUUCGAACGUCUGCUACAACCCAUCGACCCAAACGCGCAGCAAGGUCUGCGCCGCACAAGACAUCUCCGGCGCGACUCAGCUCGCUGGCUCCCUCGGCCUCGGCGCGCUGGGAUUAGCGGUUGCUUUCCUGUAA
Molecule: messenger RNA, 450 nt
Organism: Blastomyces dermatitidis ER-3
Lineage: Eukaryota; Fungi; Ascomycota; Eurotiomycetes; Onygenales; Ajellomycetaceae
Exons: 1
Coding region: 1-450 (149 amino acids)
Source: RefSeq, a predicted model, not a curated record